Molecule: messenger RNA, 1062 nt
Organism: Colletotrichum orchidophilum
Lineage: Eukaryota; Fungi; Ascomycota; Sordariomycetes; Glomerellales; Glomerellaceae
Exons: 6
Coding region: 1-1062 (353 amino acids)
Molecular function (GO): oxidoreductase activity; zinc ion binding
Source: RefSeq, a predicted model, not a curated record
AUGGCCAUGUCGGUCCCCGAGACUAUGUUCGCUUGGAGAAAGCACAGAGGCGAUCCGAAUCCUGUCUGGGAAGAAGUAGCAGUUCCUGUGCCACCUCCGACUGGUGUGUUGUGCAAGAUGCUUGCAUCCGGCGUUUGCCGAAGUGAUCAUUCGCUCCUCACCAUCGAGAAGCAACCUGAGUGGUUCCAGCAGAAAUUCAUUCUUGGUCACGAAGGCUGCGGACAGAUCGUCAAGGUUGGAGAUCAGGUUCUUGACACAACAUUCAAGGUGGGCGAUAUUGUGGCUCUGAAUGCCGUCCCAGGAUGUGGAGCUAUCCAGUGCGACGAGUGUUCACGAGGAUUGCCUCAGCUAUGUGAAGUUGGGCAUCACUCUGGUAUCGGUCAAGAUGGAUUCUAUGCACCAUAUGCAGCCAUCGAUGUACGUGGACUUGCCCAUGUUCCUCAGGGAGUCUCGCCCGCUGAGGCUGCGGUUGCCACCGACGCCGUGACCACAGCCUAUCACGCCGUUCAUAGACGAGGUGAGGUCAAACCAACGGAGACUGUCUUUCUCUUCGGCCUCGGAGGCCUAGGUUUUAAUGCUCUCCAAAUUGUCCUCAACAUUGGUGCAAGAGUCAUUGUCUCUGAUAUUAGGGAAAGUCUUCUCGAUCAAGCAGCCGCGAUUGGGGUUGCCCGGGCAGACUUGGUUCCACCGGGGAAAAAGGUUCAAGAUUUUGUCAUUGAGCAAGGCUUGGCGGGAAAGAUUGACACUGUUCUCGAUUUUGUCGGCACGCAUCAGACCUUUGAGGAUGCACAACAGAUAGUCCGUCGAGGUGGGAAGCUAUUGUGCGUUGGAAGUCUCGAUACUGAGAACACUAUACACAUGAAGAUUGGGACUAGGAAGCGACUUAGCUACAUCUUCUCUUAUGGAGGUCAGGUGAACGAUCUGAUGGAUGUUCUGCAACUCAUCUCUGAAGGGAAAAUAAGGCCUAGGGUUGAGACGGCGAAACUAAGUGAUUUCCCGGAUGUCUUGGAACGUUUAGAAAGAGGAGAGAUUAAGGCUAGAGUUGCUCUUAUGCACGACUAA